AUGGCGAAUAUCUCAUCAUCAUCAUCUACGAGUGCAGCAUCAGUUGCAGAGAGGUUCUCCUGGUAUUGUGCUUUGUUCUUACUGGUGCUACUCUUGUUGGAUUGUUCCGACCCAGAUGAAAGUGAAUUGCCAAUUCAGAUGCAUCAGAUCACUGAGAGGGUUAACUACAACAACAAGAAGAAGGUAUGUGAUGAGAUUUACGUGGUGGAAAAGGGGGAGACUCUGCAUACAAUUAGCGAAAAGUGUGGUGACCCUUUCAUUGUCGAAAAGAAUCCACAUAUCCAUGACCCAGAUGAUGUUUUCCCUGGUUUUGUGAUUAAGAUCACUCCCAAUGUUAGUUUGAGUGGGGGUGUCAUUGGAGGCAGUCUGGCAUCUCUGCUUUACACUGCAUCACAGCAUUACUACAGAUUCAAAUUUUCGUUAGUUAUAGGAAUCCAAGGGGUUGAAAGUUCAUCAAAUCAUCAACAACAACAUCUGCAGAAAAGUAACAAUGGAGACCUGCAUCGCCUAACUCUCUCGAAGCUGUUUGUGUUCGGAGACUCAUACACUGACACAGGGAAUAUCAGAAAAUCAGUAUCAAGUUCUUGGAAGCUGCCCUAUGGAAUCACUUUUCCCGGUAAACCGACUGGCCGUUUCUCCGACGGUCGCGUCUUGACCGACUACGUAGCAUCGUUUAUGGGAAUAAAGUCGCCAAUACCAUACAGAAGGAGAAUGAUGAAAAGGAAAUCAGUGAGAUACGGGGUGAACUUCGCCUGGGGAGGAACAGGCGUUUUCAAAACGCUGGUCUCCGCCCCAAACAUGACCACCCAGAUCCGCCUCUUCCAGCGUUUGAUCCACCACGAUCGUCUCUACACACAGGACGACCUCGCCUCCUCCCUCGCUCUUGUCUCCCUCGCCGGCAACGACUACGGUGCUUAUAAUGCUCGCAAUGGCUCUGCCCAGGGUUUGCGGGGUUUCAUUGCUUCUGUGGUUAAACAAUUGGCAUUGAACCUAAAACGUAUUCAUGACAUGGGAGUGAAGAAAAUAGCGGUUACGGCUUUGGAACCCCUGGGAUGUCUCCCUCAGAACACAGUGAAGUUUUCUUACCAGAAAUGCAAUGGAUCUCUGAACAUGGCCGUCAAUUUCCACAAUCUCCUGCUCCAACAAGCUGUGGCCAAGUUGAACAACGAGACCAAGGACUCUGCCUUCCAUAUCCUUAAUCUCUAUGAUGCCUUCAUGUCCACAUUCAAGAGACACGGAAACCAUUCAGGAGGAAGCAUAUUGAAGCCAUGUUGCGUGGGUAUGAAGCAGGAGUUUUCAUGUGGGAGUGUGGAUGAGACAGGUAAGAAGCAGUACAGAUUGUGCCAGAACCCUCACUCUGCAUUCUUUUGGGACGAUGUUCACCCAUCACAGGCGGGUUGGCACACUGUCUAUGCAGCUUUGCAGGCUUCUCUAUUCCAACUCUAUCCCUAAAACUUCCUUCAUUCUACAAUUCUCA
Telopea speciosissima is the source of this 1477-nucleotide messenger RNA. RefSeq names its product GDSL esterase/lipase At5g03610-like. Gene Ontology annotation, molecular function: hydrolase activity, acting on ester bonds. The transcript has 6 exons. The record is from RefSeq and is a predicted model, not a curated record. Lineage: Eukaryota; Viridiplantae; Streptophyta; Magnoliopsida; Proteales; Proteaceae. The coding region runs from base 1 to 1452 and encodes 483 amino acids.